Messenger RNA from Rhinichthys klamathensis goyatoka, 7092 nucleotides. It is a transcript of the gene cmya5, whose product is annotated as cardiomyopathy associated 5. Bases 370 to 5727 code for a protein of 1785 amino acids. The transcript has 13 exons. Lineage: Eukaryota; Metazoa; Chordata; Actinopteri; Cypriniformes; Leuciscidae. Gene Ontology annotation, molecular function: protein binding. The record is from RefSeq and is a predicted model, not a curated record.
GAGUCCUCCACUCCUGUCCCUCAUGGACAUGGCGGUGUUCUCUGCGUGUCAUAUUACAGGGGACACCGCCACUGUAGUUUCAUGCAAGCUUUACUGUUCUGGACAUGGUGAACGAUGUGCUACUGCUUGAAGUUGACAAAGGAAAUGAAAAAUAUUGGACAAUAUCCUUAACUCGGGCUUUAAAGAACGGGGACAACGGUGACUGUUUUCCAAGUGCGCAGCCUUGAGCACAGGAAUAUUUGUAAUCUAUUUACAGCAGCCGCUGAGUAAGGCAAACUGCUCCCAACGAGACAUGAUCCCAACACGAAGCUGUACUAGCCAAGACCGUUUAUUACUUUAAAAUAACACCAACAUAUUUCGAUUAUCAAAAUGGAUCGUGCUGUGAAAGGGGAAUGUGAGGGGGCAGAGCCAGAGAUGGGGGAAUUGCAGGACGUGGGGCCAGGAAUAAUCGAUAUCGACGACGAAGAUGAGAUUGAGGACCUUCAUAAAAGUUUAAAGGAAGUUAUGCAGGAUCCAUCAGUGAAGCCUAAACUCCAGUGUCUGAUGGUUGACCCAUCCUUCUCUAUGGUGACGGUACAGAGUGAGGACAGUGGGAUAGUAUGGGAGACGGCUUCCAGUAGAUGCUCAACUCCAUGGGCUUCAGAAGGAAGCUCUCCAUCUGAACAAUACAGCAUGGAAGGUUCCGGAACACAGGGGAAUAUUGUGAUCAUAAUGGAUGAAGACAGAAUAAAGAGGAAAAAAACAAGCAGCAGAGGCAAGCUAGGUGACAGGUUUAAAAAGCCAAGCUCCAGACUGCCAAAAAGUCGGAUAGGUGAGGAAAGACCUGCAAUGAUUGAGGUGUCAGUGCCGAAUAUCAGGUCUGAAAGCAAUGAGGAUGGUAUGCCUGCUGGAAGCAAGGAUCAAGAUCUUUUUAGUUUGAUAUCAGAUGGUUUUGAAAUACUCAAUAUUGUUGUACCGUCAAAGCUUGCUACAGUAGAUGAGGAAGAUAGCACUGAACUGGUGGAGAAUUUAGCCUACUUGGAUGAUACCCCAAAGAUAAAAUCCAAACAUAAGCAUGAACCUGUAGCUACAAACAGUUGUCCUGUGAAGAUAGACAUUGAGGAAAUAAAGCAAAAUGAAAGCUUGAAGGAUUCAUCCCAGAUCUUUGCUGACAAACAGAUCAAAAAGGAUGAAACUCAUAUGGACUACCUUGAAAAAUUCACACUGUUAGAUGAGCAGGCACCUAGUGAUGGCACUACACUGAUGGAAAAACUUGAACCAGAAGUGACUGUCCAGCCGGAGGAACCUCAAGAGAACCUCAAAGAACCAAAAGUAGAUGAAGCUGUUGAUGAUGAUUCCUUUGUGUUCAUCAGUGAUGUUGAAAUUGCAGGUGAGCAUCUUGACGAAGUGUUUUAUGGAAAUAAGUUGAAUGCAGAGCCUCCCCAAGAGCGUGAGGGCAGAGUUGGAAGUACAGCAAAAGAGAGCUCUAAAUCUCUUAAAGAGAGUGGAUCAGUCUUAUUCGGGAGUCAGGAAUGUAUCCUCACACCUGUAUACCUCCCUACCGGACCACCAAAGAUCAUAGAUCUUGUCCUUCUUGAGGAACCACGAGCAAUGUCCUUCCAUUACUCAGACCUUUAUGAGGACACAGUAGGAGACCGGAAGAAAGAAGACGACUUCUCAGAUACAGAGAGUGUUGUUUCAGAACGGUCUUUCAAAAGGAGAUACUCUGAUUCUGAUGAUGCAGAUGGAUAUCUGGAGAAAUUCAUAUUGAAGGAUGAAACACCAGUGGUUGCUAAUGUACCUGAGGCCAAAGAAAAGGAAGAUGGGGGGAAAUUAGCAUGGUCACAAAGUAAAUUUGAACUCACUGGAUGUUUAGAUAAAGCACAAGAAGAAAAUGAGGAAGUAACUGUCGAUCAACCAUGUGUGCAAGAUAAAAUUGAAGGUGAAGUACAGUGUGAGUCCACAGAGUGUUGUUCAGAGGGACACUGUGCUCCAGAAAUCCAACAAGAGGUGGAAAUUAUCUUUACAGGAACGGUCACAUCAGACGACCUGGUAGCGAAGCAUAGUAGGGAAAAUGAAAAGCAAUGUGAUGUCACUGUCAUUAUCAAGGACAAUAUCACAACUAAAAGUGCCCUCAAUGACACACAACGUCAGAUGGAUCAAGUCCUUGAGCCAGAAUGCAAAACCAUCAGUGAAGUAGAUUGCAGUGGACAGGAACAAAUAAGUCUGACUGCUCAUAUUCAAGAGCCUGGGGGGUUAGCGCAUGAAGAUGUUUUUAAAACUAAAGAUGAAUUUAAAAUUAUGUCUGUAACACAGAGCUCUGAGAAGAUUCAGUCCGAUGUACCACAUGCUGUUGAAAACAUUAGUGUUUCUGAGGGCAGUGUGGAUAGACGUCAUGAAGUAGCUGAUGCCAUUGCUGACAUUCAGAAAACAAGUACUAUUACUAAAAAUGACGAAGGAGAGAAUAAUAAAACCAAGACACAAGGCGAAAUUUUAGAGCAAAAUCUUACCUCAAGGGUCGAUAAAGGCAUUACUGAAAUAUUAAAAAGAGAAGAACCAGAAAUAAUUGCUCAGAGGGUUGUCAUUCUCAAAGAACCUCUGUUAGAUAGAACAGAACCUCCAAAAACUGAGGAACCUUCAAAAGUAGAGAAAGAAGUCAAGCCUUUAGAAGAGACUGAAACAAUUACAACAUAUACUGAAGUUAAACUUUCUGCAAAAUCUUUUGAAAAUGACUCUCAAGUCCAUGAAAAUGGAGAAAUGCUUGCUGUGGUUGAGAAUAAAGUGAGUGAAGGAUUAAUUCCCGAAAAGGAAAAACAAGAGCAGGUAAUUGACAAAAUUGGUGCAGCGCAAGAGGUUGAGGCUCAUAUUGGUACAUCAGAUGUGUUAACAGAAAUUGAAAUAAAGCCAGAGUCUAAAUUUACUUCUGUUCAGACCUCAUUAGAGCAGUCACAUCCAAAUGAAACAGAUACAGCAAACAUUGAACUUCAGACUAAAUCUGAUAUUACAAGCGAGGAGAAAAUGUAUCCAGAUGUAUUACACAAUGAAUUCAUUGCAACAAACAAGAAAGCCAAAGAGUGGACAAGUACAGAUAGGCCAACCAACGAGGCACCAUUGGUUGAGCAAAGGCUGGAAACGCAAAAAGAACAUGUUGACAUACCAAAGAUUGAAGAACAUGUGGUUACAGAAAAACAUGAAAAAGUUGAGGAAAUCAAGGUGGAUGUUACAGAGGAAGCAAAUGAGAGGGUUGACACCACAAAUGAGCCUGUUCAGGACGAGAUACCUUCUGAGAAAAAAGUGGCAACAGAGAUGAAUCAAAUGAUUAAUUCAAGGCAAGAAUAUAGCAUAUUGUUAGCUAAUGACAUGGAGGCAUUUGCUCGUGAAGGCACGGAAGAGAUAAAAGUAACAGACAACGUAGAGGACUUAUCAAAAGUAAGACUGCCAGCUGUUGUACCAACAAAUGAGGAACAGGUAGAAGAAUAUAGUGAAAUAAAUGACGUGACCAUAUUAACCGGAGAGAUCCCAUUGAAAGAAUCAGCCACUAGUUGGACAGAUAUUGAGAAUAAGAUGUUACCUCUAACAUCAACAAAAACAUUAGAGGAAGGAAAGAAAACACAGAUUGAUGCACAGAUUGGAGAUAUAACAGACCUACCAGAGCCCAUUUCGCCUCCUCCAGUUGAUGAAGAUGACCCCUCAGCAAUGAGAGUCUCACCUUUAGAGCCAGAGGAUAGUGACAAAAUGUAUGAAGAUAUACAUAAAGGAGGAAGCCUAAGUAGGGAUAAAGGUGUCUUCUCACAAUUGCGAAGUUUUACACCUCAAGAGGACCUGUCGACCUUGAGCUGCGACCAAAAUGUGCUGCAGGAAAUUGCAGAGGAACUUGGUUAUGAGAUGGUCACCGAACAAGAGGCAAGACAGUGUGAACAAGCUCUAGCUGAGGAUGGGCACUGUGAACAAGUUCGACUGUCAGAUCAAACUCUGGAAAAAGACUUUGAAUUUGUUGAGGAUUUGGAUAGUGCACAAAUGGCGGAAUAUGAACAUCAAGAGGAACUUGAAAUUCAACCAAUGGAUGCGUUCUGCCUCGUUUGCCGUUGUCCAGUACUGCUGAGUGAGGCUGAGCAUCAAAACCAUGAGAUGGCCUCUUUGGAUGAGGCCUAUGACAGUGUUAAGAAUCAGCUGAGUGAACUGAUAUCAGUUUUACAAGGAAGAUCAGAGAAUAUUGAAGACUUUGUAUCUGAGCUUGAACUGGCAUACAACACAGUGGAGGAGAACUUUAAUGAUUGUGAGAAGAUCAUAAAUGAGCACAAUGAGGAGGUGGUGAAGCUGGUGAUGGAUCAGUAUAAUGAGAUGUCUCAGGCCAUGGAGGAGGAGAAAAAGGCCAAACUGGAGCAGCUGUACGACCAGAUUGUGUCGUUCCAGGAGAAUAUCGACAAGGCCAAGGAGACUAUGGAGAUGACGGCUAAGGAGGAGGAAGAAACGGACCCACUCAAGUUUCUUUCUUCAUCAAAAGAUAUCAAUAUGAGGUUGAAUACAGCUUUGGAAUCCACCAUGUCACUUGAACUUGGUCCACGAGGGCUGCUGGUUUUUGAGGACUAUGCCAAGGGCAAAUCAGGCAAUGAGAGGAAAAACAGACAAGCCAUUCCAGUUCCUCAAAAACCACAUCUCCAGCCUCAAGAGGCCAAUUCUGCAACCAGCACUUCCGUCACUGUGUAUUGGAGAGUCAAUGAGGAUGACAUUAUCGACUGCUUCCAAGUCUACUGCAUGGAAGAGCCACAAGGAGCUAUCUCAGAGGAGUACAGGGUGACUGUGAAGGAGAGCUACUGUAAUCUAGAAGAGCUGGAGCCGGAUAAGUGUUAUAAAGUGUGGGUGAUGGCGGUGAACUACACAGGCUGCAGCAUGCCGAGUGAGAGACUGCCCUUCAGAACCGCCCCCUCUGUCCCGGUGAUCCAGACAGAACAGUGCACAGUGCUGUGGGACACGGCCACGCUGCGUUGGAGCUCAGUUCAGCCCAGUGCUGUAGACUGCUUCACACUGGAGUAUUGCCGCCAGUAUGCAUGCGAGAGAGAGGGACUCAGAUCCAUAUCAGGGAUAAAAGGCUAUGAGCAGAGGGUCCUCCUUCAGCCCAAUGAAAAUUACCUCUUCUACAUCAAAUCAGUGAAUGCAGGAGGAGCCAGUGAGCAGAGCGAGGCGACCCUUAUCUCAACCAGAGGUACAAGGUUCCGCUUCCUCAGUGAAACGGCCAACUCAGUGCUGGAGGUUUCAGAGGACAGGAACUCGGUAGAAUACCCACAAGACACCUACAGUAAAAUGUCCUCAAUCAUAGAAUGUCCAGCUGUUAUGGGUGAACUUUUGCCUUCUCUUGGAUAUUACUACUGGGAGACAGAGGUGUCAAGGUGCAAAGCCUACCGCAUCGGUGUCGCAUAUCAAACUGUAUCACUGACCAGCACACUGGGGGAGAACAGGGCCUCCUGGUGUCUGCACUGUGUACCUACAUCUAUAAGCUGCAGAUUUGAACUACUUCAUGACCGUGUGGAGUCUGACAUCUUUGUUGUGGACAUGCCUGCGCGGAUCGGCACUCUGUUGGACUACAGUCAGGGUCGGCUCUUCUUCUUCAAUGCUCAGAACGGGCAGCUCUUGGGCACUUUUCAGCACACCUUCACAGAGCCCUGCCACCCUGUGUUUGUCCUAGAGCAGCCGGGGAAUCUAGAGCUGAAAAUGACCAUGGAGGUGCCGGAGUUUGUUAAGCACUGCUAGUUUACAUGACUCAGGUCUCAGUGCUCUGGGUUUGGUUGUGUGACAGUAUAUGAAUCAAGUGAAUCUUUCUUAAUAGGAAAUGAAAACAUAUUGUGCUGUCACGUGAAAAGUUGCUCAGUUUAUUGAUAUGGUGUGACUGAAGAGAUUAUGAGAAAUGUCACGUUUUGUGAAAGGAAGGACUGUUUUUGAAGCUGUGCUUUUAAAUCCCUCCAGAAACUAGUUUUGUGGAUCUGUUGCGUUGUUUUUGUAUAUAUAUUAAACAGAAAGUGCAUGCGACCAGUUUUGUUGCUUGUCAUAUAUGAUGCACCCCUGGAUCACAUGAUGUGCAGACAUUUAUAUUCAGUGUCAGUGUAUUUAUUUUGGAAGCUACAGGCUUUCAGGUUGUUUGAAUAAAACAGAUUUUGGCAAAGCUAAUAAUAGACUUUCAUAGCUGAAUUCUCUCUGAUAUAUUGCUGUGGCUUAGUUUAUUUUCAUGAUUUGGUAGAAAAAGGAAAUUUCCCUUCAGUUUCUAUUUAAAAUUGUUGCUGGAUCUCACUUAAUCGAAAACUAACCAAAGGUAAAUGUGCAGUAAAGUGAAUAGACUGAUUUUAGUUUUCACUUACAAUGAAUCAUUUGAGCAGGGUGUAUUUUUAACUUAUUUAUUGUCAUUUUUCACUCUGAAAGCUCCACUAUCAAGUCAAAAUCAACACUUGCAUAAGAGAAAAUAAAUUGUAACCAUAUUUGUUAUCUUUAAUGGCUGCAUACUGUAGGGAUUGCACUUUGUUUGGUAUCCAUUUUGUAAAUUAUUCUUUCAAAUUUUUCAAUUUCAGUGCCCUGUUGUUGAAUAAGUUAGUAGUGGUAUAAAUUAGUCUACUUGUAUAUUUAUUUGUAUUUCUGAGAAUGACUGGAUUGAUUUAAAAGUUUUACCAUUAUAAAUGUUUUAAUAAACAAAGAAUUAAGUUCAUGAAUUAAGAUCAUAUAUGAAUUAUAUAUACUGUAUAUCGUUCAAGACCGUUCAAAAGUUUGGUGUCUGUAAGAUUUUUUUAAUGUUUUUGAAAUGUCUCUUAUGUUGAACUUAUUUGAUCAAAAUUACAGCAAAAUCCAUAAUAUUGUGAAAUGUUAUUACAAUUUAAAAUAACCGUUUUCUAUUUUAAUACAUUAAAAUGGCAAAGCAGUCAUUACUCGUCUUCAGUGUCACAUGAUCCUUCAGAAAUCAUUCUAAUAUGCUGAUCUGCUGCCCAAGAAACAUUUCUUAUUAGUAUCAGUGUUGAAAACAGUUGUGCUGGUAAUUUUAUUGGGAAAGUGUGACGUUUUUUUCUUUUAUUUUUUCUUGAUGAAAAUAAAAUUCUAAAGAACAGCAUUUAUUUGAUUGUAAAGAUGUAUAAA